AUGGCCCGUCUAUUCAGCUUUGCUGCUUGGCUCGUGUCUUUCGCACUUGUCCAUGCCACCCAGCCUGACGUUGGCUGGCAAGUCGAGGUUCUCACUGGUGCUGUUUCCUUCAGCACUGACUCUGUCGGCGAUGACCAAGUUCGGGUAUUCAUUGAUGCUCCCAUCAAGUUCCAGCGCUUGAAGUCCACCGCAAGCAGCUUGACCUUGACCCUCUACACGUCGCCCUACGUGUUAGACGGCGAAGCCCAAGCCGAUGCCGAAGGCCCCUCCCCGGCUAUCGUUCACACCGAGACAGUCUCGAUCCCAUCGACAGCCGCCGAAUUCGUCCAGUCCGUCUUUUUCGAUUUGCCAACCGAGUCCUGGCAAGAUGUGCUUCUCUCGGUUGCCAUCGACGAUGGCCAUACCAGUUCAUCCAGUUACGACGUCAACGGAGCUGUUCUCGCGUUCGAUCCUCAGACCGAGACAUGGACGGCGCACAAUAUUGGGGACUACUCGGACGACUUGAACAAAGCCAUCAUUCGCGAGAUUGACAGCUUCGACGCGGUUGGGGAGGAUUCAACCGAGGUAGGGGACUUGGGCGAAGACACCGUGACAGAUACUCCCGACGACACGGCGUCUUCCAAGGAGGACGCUCCCCCCGACACCGGUUCACCCCCACACUCCUACCCUGGGGGUGGCCACGGCACUGGCAGAUAUACGCUGGUGACCGUCUACAAAACAACAACCGAAUGCCCAGAGCCGACACCACCACCUCCCCCCUGCCCGGAAGAUGAGCACGGGCUGCAGGCCCGACAGGCACCCAUCUUGAAGGCUUUCGUGAAGGCGCGGGUCACAUUUCCCGACCGGAACGGCAUCAAGCGGCCGAUUCGCUUCCAGAAGGUCAUUGCCCAUGCCGAUCUCUACGCCGGCGACAUCAAGCUCGGAGGGUGGAGGUCCUGGGCCACCCUGAAUGCGAACGGAGAGGCCACAUUUGGGUUCAGCAUUGCUCCCGGCCAGAGAAUCAUUGCCCAUACCCUGUACACCCAGCUGGAGGGAGAUUACUACCAGAUCGGCACCCGCAAGACGCUCUCCGAGCCCUUCAGCACGAAGUUCAUCCGGGUCAACCUGGUCGUCAAUCCCUGGCGUGUCGAGGCCGGACAGACCAUCUCCAUCGCGAACCACCACAAGUUCGUCGUCGAGAACCAGGGUUUCUGGGUGGCCGAUUCGUACCGGACAAUCAGCGACUACUUCAGGACCCAGGUGGCCACGAAGGCCGGUGAGGCGAAGAAGAUUUCCGUCUGGUUUCCAGGAAAUGGCACGGGGACUUUCUUCUCGACCGCAGGGUUAACGCCCUACAUCAACAUCCCCGUCCCGGACGCCCAGGACCCAUCCAUUCUGGCGCACGAGUACGGGCAUUUCGCGCACUAUGUCGCCCGGGGGACGGCUCGCUUCGACGGCGGCGGGAAUCACACCUUCUGCGGGCUCAAGAGCCUUGCCAACAGCCGGACCAGUUUCUCGGAGGGCUAUGCCACUGCGUUUGGGCUCAUGGCAAUCGACCAGACUCCUCUCGACAGCGGUGAGUAUCUCUGCUACCGCGAUAUCGACGCUGCCGGGUUGUACGAGUUCACGCAGAACAUAGAGUACUAUGGAUGCAGCGAAAGAUACAUGCUCCUCCAGGAAGGACGCAUCGCCGCGACCAUCUUCGACCUUGUGGAUCGGAAGCUCGACAAGUUCAAUGCUACCAGCGAUGAUUUCGGUUAUAUCUCACCCACUUUCGACCGGCAAAACCUGAAUGUGAGGUUCACUCCUCGUUUAAUCUUCUGGCUGUCGAUGCAAAACAAUCCUCAGGGUAUUGAUCAGUACUGGAACAACUUACGGGGAGUCUUGUCCACUGUUAAUCGACAGAAGGCAUGGUCUGUCUUUGAGUACAACUGGGCAGACUUUAGCAGUGGCUUGUAA
Phialemonium atrogriseum is the source of this 1938-nucleotide messenger RNA. RefSeq lists its product as uncharacterized. NCBI's taxonomy places the organism in Eukaryota, Fungi, Ascomycota, Sordariomycetes, Cephalothecales, Cephalothecaceae. Bases 1 to 1938 code for a protein of 645 amino acids. The transcript has 2 exons. The record is from RefSeq and is a predicted model, not a curated record.